AAUUCCGAAGUUCCGGGUUCCGGACGUCCGAUACUAUUUAACAGACACCUUACAAGAGACAUUUUCUAGUUUGAUUCCAUGUUCACAAUAUAGCUAUUAUUCGUGUAUCUAUUGAAAGGUCGUCCUUAACAACAUGAAACCAUCCGUCGCUGCUUUCAUACAUGGUCGUGUAUAUACCGUGAAUGACAGGCAGCCAUGGGCCGAAGCCUUUAUUGUUUCCGCAUCAGGGCGUUUCGAUGCAGUUGGAACCAACCGAGAGAUUCAAAAGCUGGCCAAAGAGCAAGGCCUACCCAUCCAUGAUCUGGGAAAUACCUUCGUCAUGCCAGGAAUCCACGACGCACAUACGCAUCUCCUGGUAGCCUCAAUGCAGAAAAUGAGCGAAGUUAGCAUUGGAUCAGACAGCACCGCUGCCACCAUCGCUGAGAACAUCAAGAACGGACAGGCAACCUGUGCCUGCACACAUGCUCAUAUCAGAGGAGAUUGGCUUAUUGCAAACUUCUACGCAGGACAGAAUUUUCCGGACGGGAAGAUGGAUCGGAAGUAUCUAGACGAUGGCUUUCCUGAGCAGCCAGUGCUUGUUCGAGAUGUCUCUUGCCACAAUGUGGCCCUCAAUACCGCAGCUCUCAGGCGUGUUGGGUAUGGCGCUGAUGUUGAAGAUCCCCCCGGGGGAAAGUACAUGCGUAGGCCGGAUGGUCAGUUGACCGGGGAAUUAGUGGAAGCAGCAUCAGCUGAGGUCUUGGCCAGCUUGCCUCAGCCACCGGUCUCGUUUGUGAAGGAAGCUCUUAUCUAUGGAAUCAAUAUAUCUCACAAGUUCGGCAUCACUUCGUUACAGGAGGCGUCUGCAAAUACCCUCUAUCUUCAGGCCCUUCGAGAGCUGGACAGUGAAGGACGACUGGACAUGCAGAUCUUCCCUCACAUUGUUCAUGCACCAGAGAGCUUUGCUCAGGAGAAAUCCGAGAGCCUGCAUCGACUCAUCGAUGAUGCUGAUGCUUUUUGCAGUCAGCACGUUGAUGCACGAUUUGUGAAGUUUUGGAUGGAUGGGGCGCCCAUACCGCCUCACUUCACGCAGUGCGAUAUUGGAGCGGAUGGGCUUCCCAACGAGGACAGGCUACUGCUUACUUUCGACGAGUUGUUUGCCGCUUUGACCAAACAUGAUGCGAGGGGAUUGACAUGCAAGAUUCACUGUGCCGGUGACGGCUCUGUAAGGCGAGCACUGGAUGUUCUAGAGCGAGUUCGACAGUCGAAUCCUUCAGGUCCAGUGCACGAGCUGGCACAUUGCAACGCCAUUCAUCAAGAUGAUAUUCUCCGAAUGGCAGAAUUACGAAUCACGGCCGAAAUGUCACCCGCGAUAUUUCAUGACACAAAUCUCACAUCCAACUAUCCCCAUAUCUUCAAAUGGCCGUUCAAGGAGCUCCAGGAUACUGGUGUCCAUGUCACAGUAGGCUCUGACUGGUUCUUGACCGAUACACCAGACCUAUUCCCAGCCCUGUCGGCCGUCGUGGAGCGCUUUGGUACGCAGGAGGGCAAGACGGCGAAAGAGGUUGGAGGUGCAAAGAUCUGUCGCGUCAUAACGCUAGCGGGGGCUGAGGCGGUAGGCAAGGCUUCGGAGAUGGGAAGUAUUGAGCCAGGAAAGAAGGCGAAUUUCAUUGCGGUUGAUCAAGACUUGAGUCGUGGUGAGUUUAGUGGAGCGAAAGUGCUGAAGACAUGGUUUGAAGGAAGGAUGGUUUGGGAAGACACAAACAAUGAGGCAUCUAUUUAG
Messenger RNA from Fusarium redolens, 1759 nucleotides. Its product is annotated as amidohydrolase 3. The transcript is spliced from 2 exons. Lineage: Eukaryota; Fungi; Ascomycota; Sordariomycetes; Hypocreales; Nectriaceae. Gene Ontology annotation, molecular function: hydrolase activity, acting on carbon-nitrogen (but not peptide) bonds. The record is from RefSeq and is a predicted model, not a curated record. The coding region runs from base 134 to 1759 and encodes 541 amino acids.